Messenger RNA from Nicotiana attenuata, 1548 nucleotides. RefSeq names its product delta(12)-fatty-acid desaturase FAD2-like. Gene Ontology annotation, biological process: lipid metabolic process. The record is from RefSeq and is a predicted model, not a curated record. Gene Ontology annotation, molecular function: oxidoreductase activity, acting on paired donors, with oxidation of a pair of donors resulting in the reduction of molecular oxygen to two molecules of water. The transcript is spliced from 2 exons. Lineage: Eukaryota; Viridiplantae; Streptophyta; Magnoliopsida; Solanales; Solanaceae. Bases 148 to 1302 code for a protein of 384 amino acids.
CUUAAAUACCCAUACCUCCUCCUCCUUCUCAUUCCUCAAAAAUACAUCAGAGAAAGCUCCAAUCCAUUGGAGCCUCUCAACAUAUAACAUUUACUUUUAGUGAAAUUUUAAGAAAGAGGGAGUUAAGUUGUGUCAGGUUACUGAACAAUGGGUGCUGGAGGUCGAAUGUCGGUUCCAUCUGAGGGCAAGAAGUCCCAGUCUGAUGUCUUCCAAAGAGUACCCCAUUCGAAACCACCCUUCACUGUUGGUGAGAUCAAGAAAGCCAUCCCACCCCAUUGUUUCAAGCGAUCUGUCCUACACUCUUUCUCCUAUGUUGUUUAUGACCUUACAAUUGCCUUUCUCCUCUUCUAUGCCGCGACCAACUAUUUCCAUCUCCUGCCUUACAAUCUCUCCUACAUAGCUUGGCCGCUUUAUUGGAUCUGCCAAGGCUGUAAUCUAACAGGAGUUUGGGUCAUUGCCCACGAAUGUGGUCACCAUGCCUUCAGUGACUACCAAUGGCUUGAUGAUACUGUAGGCCUUGUCCUACAUUCUACUCUCCUUGUCCCCUAUUUCUCUUGGAAAUACAGUCAUCGUCGCCACCAUUCUAAUACAGGUUCUUUGGAUCGCGAUGAAGUAUUUGUACCAAAGGUGAAGUCGGGUAUUAGUUGGUUCUCCACUUAUCUUAACAAUCCACCAGGCAGAAUCCUUAUACUUCUUGUCCAGCUCACUCUAGGCUGGCCUCUGUACUUGAUGUUCAAUGUUUCAGGCCGACCCUAUGACCGGUUCGCUUGCCACUUUGAUCCUAAUAGCCCUAUCUACACAGACCGUGAGCGCCUUCAGAUCUUUGUUUCUGAUGCUGGUAUUUUUGCUGUACUCUUUGGACUUUACCAUCUUGCGGCAGCAAAAGGACUUGCUUGGGUUGUCUGUGUUUACGGAUGUCCAUUGCUCAUUGUCAACGGAUUCCUCGUAUUGAUCACAUAUUUGCAGCACACACACCCUUCAUUGCCUCAUUACGACUCAUCCGAAUGGGACUGGUUGAGGGGUGCUCUUGCCACAGUUGACAGAGAUUAUGGCAUUCUCAACAAGGUAUUCCACAACAUCACAGACACUCAUGUCGCACACCAUUUGUUCUCAACUAUGCCACAUUAUCAUGCAAUGGAAGCCACAAAGGCGAUAAAACCAAUAUUAGGUGACUACUAUCAAUUUGAUGGGACGUCGAUUUGGAAGGCCAUGUAUAGAGAAGCAAGGGAAUGUGUUUACGUUGAGCCAGAUGAAGGUGACCAGAACAAGGGUGUCUUUUGGUAUAAAAACAAGCUUCAUUAGAUUCUCUCAUAGAAUGUAAUACCAUGGCAAUCAAAGAGACUGGGAAGUUUUAGUCCCUUGCUAGAAGAGGCUUUGCUUCCCUUCCUGGGAUUUAGGCUUGUUUUUAUUGAUUUCUAGUGAACUUUCAAUUUUACUAAAAGUGAUUUCCUUAUUUGCAAUGAUCUCAAAGUACGGUGAAUGCUUCGUUAUGAUCAUAAAUCUCAAAAUCUUAUGGUUAAUAGAAAACAGAAAAAGUACAUUACAUGA